Triplophysa rosa is the source of this 1179-nucleotide messenger RNA. It is a transcript of the gene eef1akmt1, whose product is annotated as EEF1A lysine methyltransferase 1. The record is from RefSeq and is a predicted model, not a curated record. Gene Ontology annotation, biological process: methylation. Gene Ontology annotation, molecular function: nucleic acid binding; protein-lysine N-methyltransferase activity. NCBI's taxonomy places the organism in Eukaryota, Metazoa, Chordata, Actinopteri, Cypriniformes, Nemacheilidae. The transcript is spliced from 5 exons. The coding region runs from base 115 to 765 and encodes 216 amino acids.
CCACCGUAGUACAGAACACGUGUGUGUGUUUAUGAGACGUGUGUUCUGUUCCAAGUUAGUGCUUCAUGCUAAUAUUGAAAUUGCGGCGUGAUUCAGUUAUAAGGCUUUGCUGUCAUGAGUGACAGUGAAGAUGAUGUGCCGCAGCUCUCAGCGGAUACACUUGCAGCUUUGCAACAGUUUUAUGCCGAAAGUGGAAGGACGGGACAUAGACGAGACUCAAACCCGACUGAUAAAUUCUCUGUCGGUGCCAUGGAGGAAGACUGGCACAUGAGUCAGUUCUGGUACAAUGAGGAGACGGCCACACAGUUAGCGGAGGAAGUCCUACAGCAGGCAGGAACAGAUGGGAGGAUAGCUUGUGUGAGUGCACCCAGCGUUUAUCAAAAGCUAAAGCAGUUGGAAUCCGAGAGGCCAGACAGCACCUCAGCUGUUCUGCUGGAGUUUGAUCGACGUUUUGCAGCAUUUGGAGAUGAGUUCAUCUUUUACGAUUACAACAAUCCUCUGUGCCUACAUGAGGAUAUUCUUCCACAGAGCUUCGACAUCGUCAUCGUAGACCCACCGUACCUGUCAGAAGAGUGCCUUAGCAAGGUGGCGCUUACGGUUAAAUACCUCACUAAGGGCAAAAUCUUGCUCUGUACAGGAUCUAUUAUGGAGGAGCACGCAGGGAAACUUAUGGAUCUGAAGAUGUGCAGUUUUUUACCAAAACACAGUCACAAUCUGGCAAACGAGUUCCGCUGUUACAUCAACUAUGAAUCAAGUCUUCUCUGAUGAAAAAUGCUUUUGAUCAGACACUUAAAUCUACCCUUUCCACUUGGACAUGUACAGAUCAUUCGGAACAAUUAAUACUCUCACUACAGGAUCCAGAUUUUAGAGUGGAAUAUUUGGCGGUUCAUGAGAGAUCUGAGAUCACCGUCUUUAAUUAUAUUGCUGGCUGACUUGUGGUUUCAGUUCAUCAGUCAUACAGACAUUGAAGACAACUAUCAAACAGUAUAAUAUCAAUAAUGAUAUUAGAUAAGACUUUGAGUUUAAUUUAAUUGCAUUUCUGUAUAAUACACUAACUAGAUUUGUGUGGAACCCGUGUAUUUAAAGCAAUAAUAUGAGUGCUGUCACAAACUCAAAAUAAAUGGUUUCUCUUUUAAAAAGUGUAAAUGGUUCAAAUAAAUGCUUGUUUUUAAAAGCAGC